Molecule: messenger RNA, 1134 nt
Organism: Dichotomopilus funicola
Lineage: Eukaryota; Fungi; Ascomycota; Sordariomycetes; Sordariales; Chaetomiaceae
Product: Pyruvate/Phosphoenolpyruvate kinase-like domain-containing protein
Exons: 4
Coding region: 1-1134 (377 amino acids)
Biological process (GO): oxaloacetate metabolic process
Molecular function (GO): catalytic activity; magnesium ion binding
Source: RefSeq, a predicted model, not a curated record
AUGGCGUCUCCGGUACUGCCAACGCUCCGCCGUGCAUUGCUCUACGUCCCCGCCUCAUCUCCGAGGUUUCUCGCCAGAUCGGCUAACCUCAAAGUCGACAACGUAACCUACGAUCUCGAGGACUCAGUCACAAACGACAAGAAGGUCGAAGCGCGUUCCGCUUUACUCGAAUACCUCAUUAACCUCCCGCUGCCCUCACCUUCAGGUUCCUUUUCUCCCCGUGAGAUCGCCGUGCGCGUGAACGACGUCUCAACCCCCUGGGCAAUCGAGGACAUCCUCACCUUUGCCCCUUUACCCCAAGUCCAAGCCCUCGUCAUCCCCAAAGUCAACUCCGCCGCCGACCUCACCACCGUCGUCGACGCCAUCCGCCGUGCCGCACCGCACCGUCUCGGCAUUCCCACUACCACUACAGCAGAGAGUAAUCCCAACCAUCCCAACCCCAAACCCCUCGCCAUCCUCGCCCUCAUCGAAUCCGCCCGCGCAAUCAUGGACCUCCGCGAGAUCUGCGCAGCCCACGCAGCAACUACAACAAUAACAACACCGCCAAACCAUCUCCUCCGCGGCCUAAUCUUCGCCGCCGAAGAUUUCGCCCUCGAUAUGAACCUGCGGCGAACAGAGGGCAUGGCCGAGAUGGCGUACGCGCGCAGCGCGGUAGUGACGGCGGCACGGGCGUUUGGGUUGGAGAGUGCCAUUGACGUGGUGCGGACGGCGUUUAAGGGGGGGGAUGCGAUGGAGGGGUUGAAGCGGGAGAGUGAAGAGGGGGCGGGGAUGGGGUUUACGGGGAAGCAAUGCAUUCACCCCAGCCAAGUCUCCAUCGUCCAGGAGCAGUUCAGCCCCAGCGUCAGAGACAUCAUCAAGUCCGCCUGUCUCGUAGUCGCCGACGAAAAGGCUGUUGCCCUAGGCAAGGGAUCUUUUGGCUUCUCUGACUCCAUGGUCGACGCCCCCGUGUCUAAAAAGGCUCGGUCGACGCUGGCCAUUGCACAGCGGUUGGGCGUCAACGUCCAGCAACUCAAACGUGACGUAGACUUUGAGGACGAGACGAUGCCGGAUUGGAAUCGUCGGAUAGGCAUUGUUUAUGAGCAGCAGGGGCUGGCGCUGAGGAAAACAAUGGGUUUCGAUACUGACGUAAAUUAG